ACUAGCGUUGAGGAUUAGCAUUGAGACGAGGAGGAAGACGAGGACGAGUCAAGGACAAAGACAAGGCAAAGACAAGGACAAAGACAAGGACAAGGACAAGGACAAGGACAAGGACAAGGACAAGGACAAAAACAAAGACAAAGACAAGGACAAGGACAAGGACAGGGACAGGGACAGGGACAGGGACAAAGACAACGACAAAGACAAGGACAAGGACAAGGACAAGGACAAGGACAAGGACAAAGACAAAGACAAGGACAAGGACAAGGACAAGGACAAAGACAAGGACAAGGACAAAGACAAAGACAAGGACAAGGACAAGGACAGGGACAAGGACAAAGACAAAGACAAGGACAAGGACAAAGACAAAGACAAAGACAAAGACAAAGACAAAGACAAAGACAAAGACAAGGACAAGGACAAGGACAAGGACAAAGACAAGGACAAGGACAAGGACGAAAACGAAGAUGAGGGCAAAGACGAGGAUGAAGACAAGGACGAGGGCGAAGACGAGAACGAAGACGAAGACGAGGACAAAGACGGGGACGAAGAUGAAAACGAGGAAGAAGACGAAGAGGAGGACGAGGACUGGACGAGGACGAAGACGAAGACGAAAACGAAGAUGAAGACGAGGACAAGGACGAAGAGUAAGAGGAAAAUGGAGAUGAAGACAAGGAUGAAAACGAAUGAGAGCUGAAAUUAUCUGCUGUAUGAAAGUGCUCCUAAUAGAUUAAUUUGGACAGUUCGCACUGAAUGCUUUGUUCUUGCCGUUCUGUGAACUUCUUGCGUUCGGUAGGCAAUAGAUGCUUUGAAAAACGCUAAUCAAGUUAAAUCUUAUCAGGGUUAAAUCUGUUGUAGAAUUUGAUUUUAUCAAGGGUUUUAGUUUUUAGCUUAAUUGCAUUAUUCUCAUUUUGGUGUCAAGUGUAGUCAUUGCCUCUCUCUCUGUGCAAAAGUACUGCUUGACUGACAUUGUACUUUUAUGUAAAUUAACUUUCUUUCUUGUUAUCUUUGUCUUUUGGCCUUCUUUUCUAGUUUCACUUAAAAGCAAAACUCGGAAAUUUUUGUCUUUCUUGCGUCUAAGCUUUUUUCACGGCAUUAAAUAUGCAGUUGAAGUUGAGGUGCUAUUUUGGAGGCUUUGAUACCACGAUUCAAUUAAUAUAGAGGUUCAGAAAUGAGAAACUUUGGGGACUAGGUCUUGAGCUAAGACCUUUAUAAAAAGUUGUGCAAUGAAUAUUCGUGUAAUGGGGAUAAGUCGAAAGUUAUGACGACUUAUACAACUCUUACGUCACAUAUUUUUCUAGUUAUAUUCAGAGGGGGGAAGAUAUUUGGGUUGAUUCGCCCCUUUCACACAAUCACCGACCCGACACCACAAUGCUUUCAUAAAUCAUGACCAUCAACAAUAGGCAACUUGCGCUUGACACCAUGACAUAGUGUCUGAAGUUUUUUGCAAUAGCACGGACAAACUUUGUUCAGAAUUGACCCAGACAUGGAUUCCAUUCUUUAAAAGGAAAUGACAGUAAUUUCUUUGGACUAGCCUGAGUUCCAGACCUCAAACUUAAAGUAUUAGGGCUCAGGCUACUUUGGACUUGCUCCAUAUUUUUGGGGGAUCCAGUUCCUCCCCCCAUCCACCGGGACUAACGGCCCUGCUGAUAGCUAUGGGUAUGGGUAACGCUUUAUGAAAAUUAAUUUAUAAAAGCAAGAAAAUCAAUAAUAUGCUUGGUCUAAUUAGGAAAAACAUGAAGCUA
Messenger RNA from Rhopilema esculentum, 1745 nucleotides. The record is from RefSeq and is a predicted model, not a curated record. Lineage: Eukaryota; Metazoa; Cnidaria; Scyphozoa; Rhizostomeae; Rhizostomatidae.